GGCCUGCACCUCACUGCCCUCCUCCCGCCUUGUUCUUAACGUUUGCACAAAACAAAUCUCGUGUACGUGAAGAUGAUGAUUCUUCUUCUCGGCCUCCUGCUCCUCCAUUCGCCCUCUGCGACGGCGAGGAUUCCGGGAGUUUACACCGGCGGCGACUGGCAGAGUGCCCAUGCUACGUUCUACGGCGGCAGCGACGCCUCCGGCACCAUGGGUGGGGCUUGCGGCUACGGGAACCUGUAUAGCCAAGGGUACGGGGUCGAGACGGCGGCGCUGAGCACGGCGCUGUUCAACGACGGGCUGAGCUGCGGGGCUUGCUUCGAGAUCAAGUGCGCCGACGACCCGCGGUGGUGCCACCCGGGAAGCCCUUCUAUCUUCAUCACCGCCACCAACUUCUGCCCUCCAAACUUCGCCCUUCCCAGCGACAAUGGCGGUUGGUGCAACCCUCCCCGCCCCCACUUCGACCUCGCCAUGCCCAUGUUCCUCAAGAUCGCGGAGUACCGUGCCGGCAUUGUUCCCGUUGCAUACCGGAGAGUGCCGUGCCGGAAGAGUGGAGGGAUCCGGUUCACAAUCAAUGGGUUUCGGUACUUCAACCUGGUGCUGAUUACAAAUGUGGCCGGCGCCGGCGACAUCGUCAAGGUGAGCGUGAAGGGGUCGAAUACCGGGUGGAUGCCCAUGAGCAGGAACUGGGGCCAGAACUGGCAGUCCAACGCAGUGCUCGUUGGGCAGACCAUCUCCUUCAGGGUCACCGGCAGCGACCUCCGGACCUCCACCUCCUGGAACAUCGCCCCUGCCAAUUGGGAGUUCGGCCAGACCUUCGUCGGCAAGAAUUUCCGUGUCUGAUUGAAAAAUAGAGGGAGAACUUCAAUGGACGAACUCGGACAAGAGUACCAUUUUCGUCCAUGCUUUCUCAUAUUUCUGUAUUGUAUUAGGCAUGUAAUAGGAAAGUGUUAUAGGGGUAUGAUUUGGUGAAAGAAAGAGGGAACGAGGGACUGUCUGUUACUUGGAAGUCAUGGCGGCGGCAGGGGCGGUGGUGAAGUGGCUGAAGUGGCUGUCAAAUUUACGCAGCCCGCAGCGGCGGAGAUUUUGGACAAGGAUUGUGUCAUAAUAUAGUUCUUUUUAUCUUCUAUGAUUAUGGCAUAUGUUAUGUAAAACUUUGGUGAUGAAUCAACUGUAUGGUUCAUAACUUUUUAUUAAUUUAGAUGUGUUUCCUA
Nymphaea colorata (pocket water lily) is the source of this 1211-nucleotide messenger RNA. Its product is annotated as expansin-A6-like. Gene Ontology annotation, cellular component: extracellular region. NCBI's taxonomy places the organism in Eukaryota, Viridiplantae, Streptophyta, Magnoliopsida, Nymphaeales, Nymphaeaceae. The transcript is spliced from 3 exons. Gene Ontology annotation, biological process: plant-type cell wall organization. The record is from RefSeq and is a predicted model, not a curated record. Bases 73 to 840 code for a protein of 255 amino acids.